AUCCGAACGGAGGCUCUUAGGGCUGGGCCGGCCGAGAUCCGGAAUAUGGGCUCCUCGCUCACCCGGCCGCUAGAGUACUCAGAUCCCUUCAAGCUCCCUGGUCCCCGUGACGGCGCCCUCCCCGUCAGCCCCACGGCCCCAGAUGCUGCGGAAGUGCCGUUAUCCCCGGCGCAAACCCCGGUAUUUAAAAGCUGCUGGAGCUGCCGCCUGCUGUCCGGGGCGGGGCUGCUAGGGGCGGGCGCGUACGUGUACUUGAUGGCGCGCAGGCCCAUGAAGCUGGGGAUCGCCCCGGGUCCCGGGACUAUUGCGACAAUGACCCUCGGCAUCUGCAUUGGCUGUUGGGGUAUAGUUAUCCUGACAGACCCCAAAGGCAAGGGCUACCGCGUUGCUUGAAGCACCACCAGUGAGUUCCUGUCCAUCCGUGGCCACUGACGCACAGAGCAAGCAUGAGCUUUUUGAAUGUUCAGGACAGACACACAGACGGAUAGACUGCGCUAGUUUGGAUGCUACUAGACUGAAUGGACAUUAAAACAUUGAUUGUCAUUCUUUGCCUGUGAGUAUGUGUGGCUUCUUUCGCAGGUUACCUGGGGACCAAUGAAUCCUGGGAAGAAAAUGGUCCUGUCUUAUCUGGACAAAGAAUAAUUUAGCUAUCCUUAAAUAGAAUUUAAAUUUGCAAUUCUUUAACUUUUGAAAUAGAAGAACUUGUAAACCAGUAGGGAGUUAGCUGUUUAAUUCAUUACAAAUAGUUCUUUUUCAUUCUCCUAUAAUUGGGUCAAUAAUUAUUAUCAACCUAAGCCUGGAAGAGGUAGACGUAACUAAAUGGGAAUGCUGUUGGUACUUUUCAAGGCAUUUACGGAUCAUCAGCUCAUGAGAGCUUCCCAGCCAGUCUGAUGUGUUAUCUCAUUAGCGGCUCUUGAGGCACAAAAGUCCGAGUGGCUUCUCAGUGAGCCAGUGGUAGAGAUGGGACUUGCCCUUGUCUGCGGCUCCUCUUCCAGAACAAGGGUGACCCCAAGACUUUAUGAAACAUUUACAAGCCCCAGUAUACAGUGAAGAUUUGAAGCUAAAGUGAGAGAAAUUCAGAAUAUAAUAAAAAGAGAAGACUUUUGUUCUAUUUUCUCGAGUACCCAAAAUGACUUGAUAAUGGACUUAUAGUGCUUUUGAGAUAAAGACUAAGAAUUAGUUCAUCUCUAAGAAAAACCAGUCUUUGAUACUAGGUUUUGUUUUUCUCACUAACUGGCUUCUCUGUAAAGGUGUAAGUGGCUCUUUUUUAAAAGCAGGAAGAUAAACUGUCCAGCUGUUUAAGAGUAAUUUCAGAGUGAUGUAUUGAGCAAGGAUUGCCUUUAAGGCUGAGCGCUUAACCCCUUAAAUUGAAAGGGAUCACAGACCAUCCAGAGCACACCACAUGUGGCCAUUCCCUACCGUACCUGUGAAAACACGUCUUCUGUUUUAGAAGGCAAAUUGUUCAGUUAGUGGACAGCUGCAAUCUGAAUGUUUUCUUAGAUUAAGCCCAAAACAGAGAAGCCUAACUUAACAUUCUUGGCUUGACCUACUAGAUAGAAUAGUUCUUCUUAAACUUAUAUGUAGGCAACCCUGGUGGGAUUGUGGGUUGGGUGUAGACCACUGUGAUAAAAUGAUGAAUAAUUUUUUUUUUUUUAAUUUCCUGAAGCAUACAAAAGUUACAUGUACGCUGUUGUGUAGGCUCAUAUGUACAAAUCAUGUCUGAAAGCAUUAAUGAAAAUACUACUAAAAAAAUGCAGAAAUCAUCUUGGCCUUCAGUAAGAGGUAAUCUUUUCGCCACUGAACGGUCUUGCCUUGUUAGUAGUUGCCGACAGUUGAAGGCGGUAAUUGCUGAAAAUUGGGGUGGCGGUAGCAAAUAGUAAAAGUAAGACAC
Messenger RNA from Octodon degus (degu), 1891 nucleotides. It is a transcript of the gene Dmac1, whose product is annotated as distal membrane arm assembly complex 1. Lineage: Eukaryota; Metazoa; Chordata; Mammalia; Rodentia; Octodontidae. The transcript is spliced from 2 exons. The record is from RefSeq and is a predicted model, not a curated record. Bases 46 to 393 code for a protein of 115 amino acids.